Molecule: messenger RNA, 579 nt
Organism: Hippocampus zosterae (dwarf seahorse)
Lineage: Eukaryota; Metazoa; Chordata; Actinopteri; Syngnathiformes; Syngnathidae
Gene: cxcl19
Product: chemokine (C-X-C motif) ligand 19
Exons: 3
Coding region: 115-432 (105 amino acids)
Biological process (GO): inflammatory response; cellular response to lipopolysaccharide; chemokine-mediated signaling pathway
Cellular component (GO): extracellular region
Molecular function (GO): chemokine activity; CXCR chemokine receptor binding
Source: RefSeq, a predicted model, not a curated record
UCGUCCCGUGACGACUCGCCGCACGUGGGGCCGUCCGAGCGCUCACGUGACUUUCUCGGCGCUCAAAUAGCGCGGCGGGAAGGCCGGCGGCCCACACGUCUUGGACUCGGCGCCAUGGAGCUCCGCGUCCUGCUCGCCUUCUGGAGCCUGCUGGCCGUCGGCGGCGGCCUGCCGCCCAUCAGCCGCGACUACAACACGCGCUGCGGCUGCCUGCGCGCCGAGACCAGGAUCAUCCCGCCGGACAGUUUGCGCAGGAUCAAGUCGGUCCCCGAGGGGCCGCACUGCACGCGGACCGAGAUCAUAGCCACCCUGGUGAGUGGCGAGCGCGUCUGCCUGGACCCUCGGUCGUGGUGGGUGAAGAAGCUGCUUCACUUUGUCCUCGAGAAGCAGCUGCGUCGGCGGCCCGCCGUCAUUUCCCGGAGGCCUGCGUGAGGGGCCGGCUUGCUUUUGUGAAGAUCCACGCGACUCAUCAAAAGUUAGACAGCAUACCAGAAAGAUCGUCGAGCAAUCGUUGCGAUUUUUAUUCGCCGGCAGGAGCUCAAAUUAAAAACAAAAAAACUAAAGUGUUGAAAGUGAGAA